CCAAGCUCGCCGCUUGCUUGCCAACACACCCAAAAACGGUCAAGCAGUCGACCUCAGAACUCCAUCUUGGAGAGAGUGAGACAGCCAGCUCUUGGACUUGUUCUCCUCAAUACAUUUGAUUGUACUGGGCCAAACGCUCGAACAACAUCAUCUACCCCUCUCUUUCUUGUAACCUGUUUGUUUCGAAAACUCGGAAAGAGUUUCCCCAAGCAGAACAAGGAUCUAUCCAUUGAUCCAUCAUUUCAUGGAGAUCCCAUCGAGGAGGACUGCUUCACGUCAAGUGCAAUCAAAUUGUGCACUUUGAAUCAUUGACCCACCACACCGGGGAGGGAGGCACACUGCGAGUAAAUCUCUGACGCUUAUCAAACUACGAGGCUCUCGCCAUGGCUUCUUCAGGGCCUAACCGCAAAACUCUCCCGAAAAGCACACACCUCAGUGAUGCUGAUUCGUCUUUGAAGGCUCGUGGAGCGCUGGCUGGAGGAAAUGAUAAGGACGUCGUCGGCUCUAUUCUACCCGAUGCUUCAGUUGAGAAACUGCGGGCUCAGGAAAAGGCAGCAUUCGAUUAUCUCGCCCGGCGAGGAAGCGAGGCUGACAAAACUGGAGACGAAGAAGAAGAGUUCGACGACGAGGCCAUGGCUAACGCCGAGAGGGACCUCGCCGAGGAUGCAGAAUGGAAGCGCAUUCAGAAGAACACAUUCACCAGAUGGGCCAAUGAGCAUCUCAAGCAGGCCAACAAACAAAUUGACAACCUCGAAAAUGACCUCAGUGAUGGCCUCAGAUUAAUCGCCCUCAUUGAGGUCCUCUCCGGCAAGCGCAUGCCCAGGCACAACAAGAAGCCCGUUUUCCGGUCGCAGAAGUUGGAAAAUGUCUCGAUUGCCCUCAAUUUCCUUGAGAUGGAAGGUAUCACUUUGGUCAAUAUUGAUUCCACCGACAUUGUGGAUUGCAAGUUGAAACUGAUUUUGGGUUUGAUAUGGACCCUCAUUCUUCACUACGCCAUUUCCAUGCCCAUGUGGGACGGUCCUCCCUUGGGCGGUGGUGCGCAAGAAAAAACGCCCAAACAGAGGCUAAUGGGAUGGGUCAAGGACAAGAUGCCCGAUGUCCCGAUGAACAACUUCACCAAGGAUUGGCAAGACGGUAAAGCCAUUGGUGCAUUGGUAGAUUCUGUCGCUCCCGGUUUGUGUCCUGAUUGGGAGGACUGGGAUCCCAAAAGGCCUGUGGAAAAUGCCACUGAAGCCAUGGAUUUGGCUGAUAAGUGGCUCAACGUACCCAAGCUCCUUAAACCGGAGGAAAUGGUGGAUCCCAACGUGGACGAGCAAUCCAUGAUGACAUAUCUGUCACAGUUCCCCAAUUCCAAAGUGAAACCUGGAGCUCCUCUGCGAAAGAAAACGAAUGUCGGCAAAGUGCGUGCCUACGGCCCUGGCUUAGAAGCCCGUGGUCUGGUGGCUCGAGCACCUGCCAAAUUUACAAUUGAGACCUUUGGUGCUGGAGAUGGAGACGUCCGGGUUGAAGUCAUUGGACCCAACGGACAACCCAUUCCAUGUGAGGUCCUUUUCAACAACGAUCGAAAGAAGACGUACAGCUGCAGGUACUUCCCUGAAGAGGAAGGCAAUUACGUGGUCAAAAUCUUCUUUGCCACACGAGAGAUCCCCAAGUCGCCUUUCAAUGUGUGUGUCGAAGGCUUUGCCGGCGAUGCCAGCGUGGUGACUGCCUCGGGCCCUGGUCUUGAAGCCGAAGGGGUGGUCAUCAACAAAACGACCCACUUCCAUAUUUUCGCCCAAGAUGCUGGUCGUGGUACGCCGGAAGUCAUCAUUCUGGAUCCCAAAGGCAAUAAGGACUCUGUUCCACUCAAAAUUUUGCCCACAGACGAGCCUGACGUCUAUAAAUGUGAAUAUGUGGCGACAGUCCUUGGACUUCACUCGGUUAAUGUGUUUUUCGCGGGCAACCCUAUUCCUCACAGUCCUUUUGGCGUGAAGGUGUCUCCUGCCAGUUUGCCGUCCAAAGUCUGGACCAGCGGCCGUGGCCUUCAACCCAACGGAAUCCGUGUCAAUGAAACGGUCUCGUUCAAAGUUCAUACCGAAGGUGCCGGUGAGGGUGAGCCCGCUGUAAAGAUAUUAGGUCCCGGAGGACUACCAAUUCGAGCAACUUCGAAAAAAAUUGACAACCACACCACCGAGUACACGUACACUCCGUUGAAGCAAGGGCGUCACAUUGUCAUGAUCACCUUUGCCAACCAAGAGAUUCCCAAAUCUCCCUUCGAAGUCAAUAUCUCGUCCAACAAGAAGAGCAACAUUAAAGCUUAUGGACCGGGCUUGAAAGGUGGCAUUGUGAACCGCCCAGCUCGAUUCACCGUUGACACCAAUGGAGAGACCGGAGGUUUAGGCUUCAGCAUCAAGGGACCCUCUCAAGCAGAAAUCAAUUGCAGCGACAACGGCGAUGGUUCUGCUGAUGUAGAUUACAUCCCUACGGCUGUGGGCGAAUACGCAGUUCACAUUCUGAAUGAUGGCGAAGAUAUCCCCGGGAGUCCGUACAUGGCCAAUAUUCUGCCUCAGACCGAUUUCUAUCCAGAGAAAGUCAAAGUAUUUGGCCCGGGCAUUGAAAACGGUGUCAACCCUAAAGAGACCACUUAUUUUACCAUUGACAUCUCGGACGCUGGGGACGCACCUUUGGAUGUGAGUAUCCUCGACGAUUUGGGCGAGUUCGAGCCCAAAAUUGAGAAAGAAUCUGAAGGGAUCUUCCGAUGUACUUACCAACCCCGGAAGAAGCAACACAAGCAAACGGUCAUGGUCAAUUUUGGUGGUGUCGCUGUGCCUGGCAGUCCGUUUAGGGUGCAGAAUGACAAUCUCAACGAUCCUUCAUUGGUCAAAGUGUAUGGACCGGGCGUCGAGGAUGGAGUGCAAGCCCGAAAGCCCAUCGAUUUUACCGUGGAUUGCCGAAAGUCUGGCCCGGGUGACCUUCAAGUUAGCAUCGAGAGCAAGACAAAGAAGAAGGUUCCCAUCAGUCUGAAGGAUAACAAAGAUGGAACCCAUUUGGUGAGCUACGAAGCUCCUGAGCCGGGCACUCAAACCAUCAUUAUCACUUUGGACGGUAAAGAAGUGCCUCAGAGUCCCAUCCAUGUGAAUGUGAAACCAGGGUUGGAUUUGAGCAAAAUUAAGCUCAAAGACUUUGAAACGGAAGUCUUUGUCGAUUGCACCAACGAGUUCGACGUGGACACCAGUGAUUUACCACCCAACCACACUGCUACGGUGGAAUGCUUCAUUAGUGGUCCAUCUGGAGAGCCAGUGGAUGCGUUUGUGAACAAGGAUGAACCCAAUGGACCUUUCCAUGUGAGCUACAUUCCUAAAGAAGAAGGAGAGCACGAUAUUCAUCUGAAAUACAACGGGCAAGUGUUGCCCGACUCUCCAUUUCCCGUGGUUGCCCUCGAAGGCUUCGAUCCUACGCGCGUUCAAGCCUUCGGAGAUGGUUUGGAUCAAGGUUUUGUCGAUGAGCCGAAUGAGUUCACCAUUGACACCAAGAAUGCAGGAGCCGGAGGACUGGGUCUCGCCAUUGAGGGGCCAUCUGAGGCCACCAUGACGUGCAAUGACAACAAGGAUGGUACUGCCACUGUGGAAUAUGUGCCAACAGAGGAAGGCGAUUACGAUGUGGCCAUUCGUUUUGGCGAUGAGCACAUUCCAGGGUCACCUUUCAAAGUACCUGUGGUCAGUCGUGACGGAGUAGGCCUGAGUAGCCAAGGCCGAGGUAAUCCAGAUGCGAAGAAGGUGUCGGCCUAUGGGCCAGGUUUAGAGCCCGGCAAUGUAUUCCCUGGUAAGCCAACAGAGUUUAUCGUGGAUUCGUCUGAAACCAGUGACGCUCCAGUCAAAGUGGAGAUUCGAGAUUCGGACGGAAAAUUGGUUCCCAAAAGGCCAAUCAUUGCCAAGAAGCCCAAGGGAAUUCAUGAAGUUUCUUACGUGCCUCCUCCGGUUGGAGAUCCUUACGAGAUUGCUGUUAAAUAUAAUGGCGACCACAUCCCUGACAGUCCAUUUUUAAUGACCAGUAACCCUAACUUGGACGAAUUUAUUGACAGCCCCCGAUCUUUGAGCCAACUUGGCUCACGCAAACCCAGUCGCGAUUCGGAUCAUCUUGAUUCGGCUUACACCAAGAACGGGACAGGAAUCCAACGAAAGUCUUCAAAAGAUAGCGAAGGUCGUGGAGUUGCGGACCUCAUCCGGAACACGUUGCCUUCCGGAUUCGGGAAGGAGCGUGGUGGUAGCCCCGACGAAGGUGAUGACGCCAUUGCGGAUCGAUCAACUGUCAAGCCUUUUGACAGAACCAACAGCCGAGACAUGUCAAGAUCAGGCCCUGGGACUCGGGAUCGAAAUGAACCUGGAAGAGCUGGAACAACCCCAAGCAGUCGGCCAACUUCUUCUAGAACAAGUCGUGAUUAUGGAGCUCACCCAGACAUUGAUGGUUCCAGAAGAGCGUCAAAUGCAAAUGACGGUGGACAUGGCGCUGGAGCGGCGCGAAAGAGCUUAGGUGGGGUCAUCGGUGCUAAGGAUGGAUCCACUCCUGAUGGUCGAAGAGGCUAUCCCUCUGGACGUGACGAGGGGUCAAGGAAGAGUUCCAGAGACUCUCAAAAUCCAGACGGCAAGGAUCACAUUGACUCAAGACGAGCUUCUCAAUCAGGGGGCAGCAAUUUUGGUUCAAGAAAAUCCUCUCGAGAUGAUGAAGGCAAUAUCAUUGGCUCAAAGCGCGAUGCUCGAGGUCCAACCAGCAUAGUGGAUCAAAGAAGAAGAGGAUCAAGAGACCACGAUGGGAGCAGAAGAGGCUCUAAUGCACCCAGAGCUCCAAAUUUUAAGAAGAACUCGAAGGGUUUGCCUAUUGACGAGAGCGGGAAAACUGUGCCUUUGGACAAGUUUGGUCGUCCAGUUGAUAGUGAAGGACGCCAUAUUGAUGAAAAUGGUCACUUAAUUGAUUCGAGAACACCACAAUUUCGAAAAGAUUCGAGAGGAAAUCCCGUGGAUGAAAAUGAAAGACCUUACACCCUGGACAAAAAAGGAAGGCCUAUCAACAAUCAAGGACAUCUUAUUGACGAGUUUGGUCGACCCAUUGAUGAGUAUGGAAGGCCUCUCAACCCUGAUGACUUCCCAUUGGACACUUACGCACGCCCAGCCGACGGUAGAGUUCCAAGAUUUCGACGAGAUUCGGGCGGAAAUUUGGUGGAUGAAUAUGGGCAACCUUUGCAAUUGGACCAAUACGGAAGACCCAUUGAUGAUCAAGGCCGUCUUAUUGAUGAGUAUGGAAGACCCAUUGAUGCGCGUGACCCACUUUUCAAGAGAAACUCUAAAGGCCAGGUGGUAGAUUCUGAUGGCCGCCCAGUUGAUGUGGAUCAGUUUGGACGACCAAUCAACAAGCAGGGAUCGUUAGUUGACGAGCUUGGUCGAGCUAUUGAUGAAUAUGGUCGCCCAAUUGAUGAGUUUGGUAGACCAAUUAACUCAUCUGGCCAACCAAUCAGCCCAUACCGAGGUUCCAUUGAUAACGGAACUCCGAAGUUUCGUAAAGACUCCCGCGGGAGACCCCUGGAUGUAGAUGGUCAUCCCCUUCCCACUGACGAGCUCGGUCGUCCAAUUGAUGCUCAAGGCAACCUCAUUGAUGAACUUGGAAACCCCGUGUUGGCCUCCCAACCGAAGUAUCGCAAAAACUCGCGAGGUCAAAUAGUUGAUGCCAACGGUGUCCCAAUGCAAUCCGACUCGCAUGGCAGACCUAUAAACAAACAAGGGCAGUUAGUGGAUGGCCACGGCGGCCUUAUUGACGACUAUGGCAAACCAGUUGAUUCUAAUGGCUUUCCAUUAAGUGAUUCUAGCCCUCAUUUUGACAGAGACUCAAAUGGCAACCCACUGGAUGUGAACGGGAGACCCUUGAACGUGGAUGAUCUGGGUCGACCUAUAGAUGAGGCCGGCAGACUAGUUGAUGAAUUUAGCAAUCCUAUUGACAGUUUUCAACCCAACUUUAGAAAGAACAGUCGAGGCCUCUCCGUUGGCCAUGAAGGUAAAGUCCUUAAGCUUGAUAAGCAAGGUCGCCCGGUUAAUGAGCAUGGACAAUUAGUGAACGAGCAUGACAAACCAAUUGAUUGCUAUGGGAAUCUUUUGCAUGAUGACAAAAUGCCCGAAGGUCAUCAGCCAAGAUUUCGGAAGGAUUCCAAAGGUAGUCCAGUGGAUGAGUUUGGAAGAAAAUUGGCAACAGAUAAGUAUGGAAGGCCGAUUGACGAUCAAGGACGCCUUAUUGAUGAGUACGGCAGACCUCUUGAUUCAAGAGAACCAUUAUUCAAGAAAAAUUCUCGUGGAGUACCUGUGGAUGAGAAUAAUGCACCGUUCUCUUUGGACAAAUACGGACGUCCAAUAAAUGAAAAAGGACACUUGAUUGAUGAAUUUGAAAGACCAAUUGAUGAGUAUGGAAGACCUCUGAAUUCGUCUCAAGACACUUCAAGUCAUCCAAUGCCGUCGGCCAGAUUGCCAUUUUUGAAGAAAGACCCUCAAGGCAACUUUGUGGACCCAUCUGGCUCAUCAGUACCGGUAGAUAAAAAUGGUUGUCCCAUUGAUAAAAACGGGAGACCAAUAGACGAAUAUGGAAUGCCUUUAAGCAAUUCAGCAAUUGCAUCUGGACUGGGCCCAAGAGUUCCUCAAUUCAAAAAAGAUUCCAGAGGAAAUCCCACUGACAAUAAUGGGAAGACAAUGAUGGUCGAUUCGGAGGGGCGACCCAUCAAUGAACACGGCAACCUUAUUGACGAAUUUGGAAUACCAAUAGAUGAAUAUGGAAAACCUUUGGCAAGUAGUGGACAGACCACACGUAGAGCCCCUAAUUUCAACAAAGACUUAAGAGGAAACCCAGUGGAUCACAAUGGCAGGCCUUUGCCACUCGAUUCACAAGGUCAUCCAGUUGACGCUCAAGGCCGACCAAUUGAUGAAUUUGGUCGCCCCUUGGACAGUUACGGUCAACCUUCAAGUAGAGCACCUACAUUCAGGAAAGAUUCAAGAGGAAACCCGGUGGACCACAAUGGCAAGCCUUUGCCAGUCGAUUCGCAAGGUCGUCCAGUUGAUGCUCAAGGCCGACCAAUUGAUGAGUAUGGCCGGCCUCUAGACAGUUAUGGUCAACCUUCAGGUAGAGCUCCUCAAUUCCGAAAAGACUCCAGAGGAAACCCGGUGGACCACAAUGGCAAGCCUUUGCCAGUCGAUUCGCAAGGUCGUCCAGUUGAUGCUCAAGGCCGACCAAUUGAUGAGUAUGGCCGGCCUCUAGACAGUUAUGGUCAACCUUCAGGUAGAGCUCCUCAAUUCCGAAAAGACUCCAGAGGAAACCCAAUUGAUCACAAUGGCAAGCCUUUGCCUGUUGAUUCACAAGGUCGUCCAGUCGAUGCUCAAGGCCGACCAAUUGAUGAGUAUGGCCGGCCUCUAGACAGUUAUGUUCAACCUUCAGGUAGAGCUCCUCAAUUCCGAAAAGACUCCAGAGGAAACCCAAUUGAUCACAAUGGCAAGCCUUUACCCGUUGAUUCACAAGGUCGUCCAGUCGAUGCUCAAGGCCGACCAAUUGAUGAGUAUGGCCGGCCUCUGGACAGUUAUGUUCAACCUUCAGGUAGAGCUCCUCAAUUCCGAAAAGACUCCAGAGGAAACCCAAUUGAUCACAAUGGCAAGCCUUUACCCGUUGAUUCACAAGGUCGUCCAGUCGAUGCUCAAGGCCGACCAAUUGAUGAGUAUGGCCGGCCUCUAGACAGUUAUGGUCAACCUUCAGGUAGAGCUCCUCAAUUCCGAAAAGACUCCAGAGGAAACCCAAUUGAUCACAAUGGCAAGCCUUUGCCUGUUGAUUCACAAGGUCGUCCAGUCGAUGCUCAAGGACGACCCAUUGACGAAUAUGGCAGGCCUCUGGACAGUUAUGGGCAACCUGCAAGUAGAGUUCCUCAAUUCCGAAAAGACUCGAGAGGAAACCCAAUUGAUCACAAUGGCAAGCCUUUGCCACUUGAUUCACAAGGUCAUCCAGUCGACGCUCAAGGCCGACAAAUUGAUGAAUAUGGUAGAUUGAUUGAUGGACUUGGCCGACCUAUUGAUGAGUAUGGAAGACCUUCAAAUAAUUUUUCAAGAAUACCACAAUUCCGCAAAAAUUCCAGAGGAACUCCUAUUGAUCAUGAUGGGAAACCAUUUGAAGUUGAUUCUCAAGGGCAACCCAUUAACAAUAUUGGUCAACUCAUCGACGAAUUUGGAAAUCCCAUUGACAAAUAUGGGAGACCACUUGAUGGUCAUCAAUCUGAAUCAGGGAGGGGCCCUCAUUUCAAACGAAAUUCAAUUGGCCAACCAUUGGAUCUUUAUGGCAAACCUCUCAACGUUGACUCUCAAGGGCGUCCCGUUAACUCACAAGGCCAACCUGUUGAUGAAUUUGGGAGACCAAUUGAUGAAUAUGGAAGGCCCUUGGAGGAGUCGCUUUCUAGAGGGACACGAGUGCCACAGUUCAGAAAAGACUCUUCAGGACAUCCAUUGGAUCAAAGUGGCAGGCCUCUGCUUGUUGAUGAAUUAGGCCGCCCCAUAGAUGACCAAGGACAGCUUAUUGAUGAAUAUGGCAGAGCCAUUGAUGAAACCGGAAGACCAAUUUAUGACUCAGCUCAUGAAGCCCCACGGUUCAAAAAAGAUUCAAACGGAAAACCUGUGGACAAAGAUGGAAAACCAUUCAAUCUUGACCCUUAUGGGAGACCUAUUGACGGUAAAGGCCGUUUGAUUAAUGAAACAGAAAGUCCGUUGGAGAGCUCUCAAAUAUCUGGAAGGGUGCCAAGCUUCAAGACAGACUCUAGUGGAACACCUUUGGAUCACAAUGGCAUGCCCCUUCCGGUUGAUACUUAUGGUCGUCCUAUUGAUGCUCACGGACGUCCAAUUGAUGAAUUUGGUAUUCCCAUGGAUGGUAGAGAGCCUGCAUUUAGAAAAGACUCCAAGGGAAAUCCAGUGAAUGCUUAUGGUCGCACAUUGCCUGUUGAUAAUUUAGGUCGACCUGUUGACGGUUGUGGGAAGCUGAUUGAUGAGUUUGGUCGACCAAUUGAUGUGUAUGGAAGGCCAAUUGAUGAUCAUGGUCGACUCCUGGAUAAGAAUGGAAAGCCUUUGGAAUGUAAAGGCCCUUACGAAAUGAUUGGUGGCAGAAAGGGAGAAGAAGGAGGACUUAGAAAUACUUCAGGUAGGAGUCCUGUGCACUCUAAGCAUGCCAUAAAAGACAAAGAAGUUGUUCCUCUAGAUUCAAGCAUUGCACAUUCCCCCUAUUCUUCAGGAGAUGUUUAUGGUAACCGACCAAUGCCAUUCAAUGACGUUAGAAGAGAAUCUGUUGUUCGAGAUACCCGAGGAGUUGGAUUUGUAUAUGACCCCUCGUCUGAGCCCAAUGUUGCUUCCCGUCGAACUUCUGGAUUAGCAUCAGCUCAUCCCUCUUCGAGAAAACCUUCCGAUAUUGUUGACCAACAACAAAAGGAUCGCUUGGAUUCAAAUGGAAAUGACAGGGCAAACAUCAGGAAAGCCUCCAGUGAUUAUGCAGGAUCCAACGAUAGUUCGCGUCGCACUUCUCAGCAAUCGGAUGGUUCUGGGCGUGGAAAGUACGGAAGUCGCCCAGGGUCUCGGCAAGACUUAUUUGAAGGGAAAAGUCCUUAUGGUAGCCGAUCAGGUUCAAGGGCUAGCCUCUAUAAUAAUGGAGUUGGCGAUGACCCAGCCAAACGGUCUCAUGGUAAUGGUGGAUCACGCAAUAGUUCACGAAAUGACACUUUUGAGACGGAUGACCCAGAUAACCACGACCCAACAUCGACCCUUGGUAGGCAUCAAUCACGACCUAAUGUGUUUGGAGGCCAUCCCAACUCUCAAAACAAUCAUUUACCUUUGGAAUUGAACAACAUUCCGUUACCUUGCUCAAAGGGUGAAGUUGACACUGUGGUGCGUACUCCUUCUGGAAAUAUAGUUCAUCCAUAUGUGGAGGAUAAUGGAAAUGGAUCCGUGGGUGUGUCUUUCCAACCACAGGAGCGAGGCCCUCAUUCGUUGGACGUUAAGCACAAUGGUGAACAUGUUCAAGGCUCGCCUUACAAGUUUUAUUCUAGUCCGUUGGAAGAAGGUCACGUUCAUGCCCAUGGACCCGGUCUUGUUCAUGCUGUGUGUGGGGAUCCAGCUGACUUUGUGAUAUCAACAAAAGGUGCAGGAGCAGGAGGAUUGGCUUUAGCCGUCGAAGGGCCAAGCAAAGCCGAAAUUAACUGUACGGAUAACAAGGACGGCACAGUGAACGUUUCCUACCUUCCAACUGCUCCAGGCGAAUAUAAGAUAUCGGCCAAGUUUGCUGAUAAACAUAUUGAAGGCUCCCCUUUCACUUGCAAGGUGACUGGAGAGGGCAAGAAACGCAAUGCAAUUUCGGUGGGGUCCAGUUCUGAGCUGUCACUGCCCGAUAAUCUGUCUGACUAUGACUUAAGAGCCUUAGAUGCCUACAUCAUUUCGCCAUCUGGAAAUGAAGAACCCUGUUUCUUAAAGAAGUUGCCCCAAGGAAACACCGGAAUAUCGUUCACUCCCAAGGAAACUGGCGAACACUUAGUGUCCGUAAAGCGCAACGAAAAACACAUCAAGAACUCGCCGUUCAAGAUUGUGGUUAAACCGGACGAUGUGGGCGAUGCGAGCCGUGUGAAAGUCACCGGAAGAGCCCUUUCCGAAGGUCGAACUCAGCAAGACAACACGUUCCACAUCGACACCAAGAACGCUGGGUACGGUGGUUUGUCUUUAUCCGUCGAGGGACCCAGUAAAGCUGAGAUCAAUUGCAAGGACCAUGAAGACGGCUCAUUGGACGUAUCAUAUUGUCCUACCCAACCUGGUUUAUACAUCAUUAACUUAAAAUUCGCCGACCAACAUGUUCCUGGAUCCCCAUUCGCUGCCGCCAUUAGCGGACCAGGUUUGGAGAGCAAACACGAGCGAAUCAACCACUUACGAGAAGCUGUGCCGGUAACGGAAGUGGGCAGCCAAUGCCGGCUCACAUUCAAGAUGCCAGGAAUCAAUGCAAGAGAUCUUGAAACCGAGGUGAAAUCGCCAUCUGGCAAGGUAAACAAAGCUGCCAUCACCGAGAUUGAGGACGGUCUCUAUGCCGUGAACUUCGUGCCUUACGAACUGGGAAUACACACCGUUAGCGUUCAAUAUCAUGACUUGGACAUUCCUGGAUCCCCAUUUCAAUUCACGGUGGGACCCCUACAGGACGGUGGUGCUCAUCGCGUUCAUGCUGGUGGCUCUGGGCUUGAGCGAGGAGUUCAAGGUCAACCAACUGACUUCAACAUCUGGACUCGGGAGGCUGGACAUGGAAGUUUGGCCAUUUCGGUGGAAGGCCCAAGCAAGGCCGUGGUGGACUUUAAGGACAGAAAGGAUGGCUCUUGCUUCGUAAGUUACACCGUGGAAGAACCCGGAGAGUAUUCCGUUGGCAUUCGAUUCAAUGACCAACACAUUCCGGGGUCACCUUACAAGGUUUACAUUCAACCCGCGUCGGAUGAGGCCGAAAGGAUUAGAAUGUCUAAUUUGGCCGAGAGUCCAGUGAAACCAGAUGCCCCUCAAACUAUGUUGCUCAAUAUGAAUGGUGCUGAUGGAGACGUCGAAUGUCGCAUUGUGGCUCCUUCUGGACGCGAAGAUGAUUGUUUCUUGACCCCAUUGGGCAAUGGAGAACAUUCUGUUCGAUUUGUUCCGAAGGAAGAGGGCGUUCACUACCUUCACGCUCGAUUCAAGGGCGUUCACAUUCCGGAUUCGCCUUUCAAAAUCAUCGUGGGCAAUCUCAACGCCAAUAACGAUCCAUCCACGGUGAGCGUGAGUGGGCGCGGAAUUCAAACCGGUAUCACCGGUGAAAAAUCCACUUUUGUGAUCGACACGUCCAGCGUGGGGGCGGGCACACUUUCAAUCACAGUUGACGGGCCAUCCAAAGUGGACUUGGCCUGUAAUGAAGUGGAUAAUGGUUACGAAGUCUCAUACACGCCCAUGGUACCUGGCCGUUACUACGUCACCGUCAAGUACAACGGCAAGAACAUCACUGGCUCACCCUUCUCUGUCUAUAUCAACGGUGAGAACUUGGGCGAUUCGCUCAAUCGACAACGUAAAUCGUCGAGAUCAUCCAUGACUAUGGAGACCCUGAAGAGGACAUCUUAUAUCCGUCAUCAAUACACCGAGUCCAGAACCUCGUCGUCUCAGUCGUUUUCGAGGUCGAUGCUGCCACUUCAGGGCGUGCCCGCAACUGGCUCGCCGGACACAAAAUCGGAUUUCUCCAAAGUCCGAUGUGCCGGUAGUGGACUUAUGAAUGCCCGCACUCUGCGGCACAAUAGCUUUCAAGUGGAUUGCAGUCAAGCCGGAGAUAACAUCUUGUUCGUAGGGAUCUGGGGACCAGACGUGCCUUGUGAAGAGGUGGUGAUCAAGCAUCAGGGCAACAAGAAGUAUUCGGUCGAUUACUACGUCAAGGACAAGGGGAAAUAUAUCAUCUACAUCAAAUGGGGAGAUGAUCACAUUCCUGGUUCCCCAUUCCACAUCGAAGCCGUUUAGGUUCAUCAGAAGGUUUCAAUCCUCUCUACCCAGAAGAAUCAUUCCAUGCAAAAAAGACACAAUUUAAUGAGCUGAUUCAGGCUCUCCAGAUGUUUUAUAACCUUGUCCCUACCAGUAGCAGCACACUUUUUUCAGCUUCUUGUAUCAUAGUGCCUCUGCUUUGACAUUCUGUAAAAAGAAACUCAAAUAUUUUUGAAUGGCUGCCUUUCUUAUGACGCUGCAAUCACAUUUUAUUCCUCGUGCUAUUUAUCAAACCUAACCUUACAUUUAUGAUUAUAUACCUUUUAUGUCGUGGCUUCAACAAUUGAAACAAAAAAGAAUAAACAACGCGGAGAGAAGAUAAAAGAAAA
This is a messenger RNA of Tigriopus californicus, 12874 nucleotides long. It is a transcript of the gene cher, whose product is annotated as mesocentin-like. The transcript has 8 exons. Lineage: Eukaryota; Metazoa; Arthropoda; Copepoda; Harpacticoida; Harpacticidae. Gene Ontology annotation, molecular function: actin filament binding. Bases 384 to 12524 code for a protein of 4046 amino acids. Gene Ontology annotation, biological process: actin cytoskeleton organization. The record is from RefSeq and is a predicted model, not a curated record.